UUCUAUAAUUAUUGUUAUUUCUUUCUUCAGGGUUGCUUUUGUAAUGAAGAAGCACUUAAAUACUCAUCUGCUAGGCAAACAUGGAGUUGGCACCCCCAAAGAAAGGAAAUUUACAUGCCACUUGUGCGAUAGAAGUUUCACAGAGAAGUGGGCCCUGAACAACCACAUGAAGCUGCACACGGGAGAAAAGCCAUUUAAGUGUACCUGGCCCACGUGCCAUUACUCAUUCCUCACGGCCUCCGCCAUGAAAGACCACUACAGGACGCACACAGGCGAGAAGUCGUUCCUGUGUGACCUCUGCGGCUUCGCGGGCGGCACGCGGCACGCCCUCACCAAGCACCGGCGCCAGCACACAGGAGAAAAACCUUUCAAAUGCGAUGAGUGUAACUUUGCCUCCACAACCCAGUCUCAUCUGACUCGACAUAAGCGGGUGCACACGGGGGAAAAACCCUACAGAUGCCCCUGGUGCGACUACAGGUCCAACUGUGCUGAAAAUAUCCGCAAACACAUUCUACACACCGGCAAACACGAGGGGGUCAAGAUGUACAACUGCCCCAAGUGUGACUAUGGGACGAACGUGCCCGUGGAGUUCCGGAACCACUUGAAAGAGCAGCACCCAGACAUCGAAAACCCGGACCUGGCUUACUUGCACGCUGGCAUUGUUUCCAAGUCCUACGAAUGCCGUCUGAAGGGCCAAGGAGCCACGUUCGUGGAGACAGACAGCCCGUUCACCGCGGCCGCGCUGGCGGCCGCGUCCCCCGUCAAGGAGCGGCCCCGUAGGGACAGCACGAGGCGGGCAGCGGCCGAGCAGGUGAUCGUCAUCCAGGGCUACGGCGGGGAGUUCGCGCUCGACGCCUCCGUGGAGGAGACCGCCGCGGCCACGCUGCAGACACUGGCGCUGGCCGGCCAGGUGGCCCGGGUGGUGCACAUCACAGAAGACGGGCAGGUGAUCGCGGCCGGUCAGAGUGGCGCCCACGGGGGCGCUGUGGCCCCCGGGCCGGUCCUGCCCGAGCAGUUGGCGGACGGGGCCACCCAGGUGGUGGUCGUGGGGGGCUCGCUGGACGGCCACGGCGCGGACGGGCCCCUCAGCCCGGAAGGCGCUGUGAUACAGCAGGUGACCAAGCAGGAGAUCUUAGACCUCGCCGAGGCCGGAGUCCCCCCGCCCGACGCGGCCUCGGCCUUGGACGCCCUGCUGUGUGCGGUCACCGAGCUGGGAGGGGCGGAAGGCCGGGUCGGGCCCGACGAGAAAGGCAGGUCGGGCCACAAGGACGUGCUGGUCCAGCUGCCCGGUCAGGAGGCGCCCCCCGCCACCGCCCCGCCCGAGGCCCCCGAGAUCCACAUGUUCCAGGACGUGCGGGAGGGCGCGGCCCCCGGGGAGCCUGUGGAGGUGCUGACCCAGGUCGUGCGGCCCCCGGCCCUCACCGCCUCGCAGGAGCGCGCGCAGGUGGCCUUCAAGAAGGUGGUGCAGGGCGUGCUCCAGUUCGCCGUGUGCGACUCGGCCACGGCCGGCCAGCUCAUGAAGGAGGGCGUCACGCAGCUCAUCGUGAACGAGGAGGGCACCGUGCACAUGCUGGCCCGGGAGGGCUCCCAGAUCAUCAUGCAGGAGGCCGAGGCGCACGGCCCGCGCGUGGACCUGGCCGAGCCCGACGGCGAGAUCUCGCAGAUCAUCGUGACGGAAGAGCUGGUCCAGGCCAUGGUCCAGGAGUCGGGCGGCUUUCCCGAGGGCGCCACUCACUACAUCGUGACGGAGCUGCCGCCCGGGGUGCCGGAGGAGGCGGGCGUGUACUCACACACCCUGAUCGAGGCGGCCGACUCGCAGGGGAUCCUGCAGGCUGGUGCCGCGCUCAGCGCCGAGGCCUUGGGCCCAAAUGGAACCCAGCAGCUGACGAGUAUGGUCAUUUACACCCAAGAUGGGUCCCCGGCAGCGACUGUCAUUCAGGGCCAAAGAGAGAGUAACGAACUCCAAGAAGCGUGAGGCGCGCACGGUCCCGGGGCAGGUUGGGGAGGUCCGGGUGCAGACGUCCGCUCCCGGCCCGGGGCGGACGAGGGCGGUCCGGCCCCCGGGGCACGGUGUCCCCUGGACUUCAUUCACAGGGCCUCCGGGACGGUGACGCGGUGCUCCCGGGGCCGCCCGCCCGCUGUCCGGGCGGCUUGGCACCGGCUGCGGGGAGCGUGCACGGGGUGCGGGGGCCGCCACCGCUGGGAAGGCCCCCGGGUGGGACAGGGUGCAGCGGGGCAGACCCCCGGGCCGGCCAGCCUGUCUCCUGCUGGCUCUUUUGUGACUGGUCGCUUCCCUCCGUUCUGUGCUCCGUGCUGUGCUCCGUGCUGAGGAGAAGCCACGUGUUUUAAUGUUUCCACCCCCACCGAGUGUUUUCCCGUUUCGGUUAUCAAAGGACUGUGGCUCGCGGCGGAAAAGUCCGAGCAGCGUCUCCUGCGGCCUGAGACAUGCCUGUUGUUCCGGUCCAGCAUGUCGCCGUUUUAACGUUUUAGUAUAUAUUUGCUUCAGAAUUGCAGCUACAGGUAUUACCGUCUUGCAGCAGGCCACCCCUGUUCAUUUCCCUGAAAUCUUGGGAUCGCGGGGUCCCCAGACCAAAGGAAGACCUAUUCAUCUCAUGCGUCCUCUCCCCAGACAUCGUGGGGGCGUCCCUCGCUCUGGUUGCACUCUGCUUAAGAGAAGCCUUCUUCAGCCGGUGGUGAAGAACAGCCUUGACGUUUCUAUUUGACGAAAAUCUACCUUGGUUUAGACAACCCAGCGCUUCUAACUUUGACUUCGUUUCAUACAAUAAAGUCUAUAUAUGAAAUGCGUACUCUGGAAAAUAUUGUUCAUACCAAUAUUUUGCUUUUGUAACAGAUGUCUGUUCAUACUGAUCCCACUUUUGCAGGAUUCAUUUGUGACUUCUGUCCGUGUGAAGGAGCUGACAUUAAACAUUAGUACUAGAGAGCCGUGCUCCCGCAGCCCCGGGCCUGACCGGCGUCGUCCGUGUUUAGUCGUGGGCUCCCUGCAGCUGUCGGAAGGCAGCUCUAUGUUCUAGUAACUCACUUCUUGAUCCAGCCCUCUUCUUCCUUUCCCAGAAGUGUAAAACCAGUUCCCCUCCCCCGAACGCAAAGGUUGUUCUUGUUCUAUUUGUUUUUUCCUUUGAAAUAAAAUUACAGCAUUAAA
Messenger RNA from Leopardus geoffroyi (Geoffroy's cat), 3160 nucleotides. RefSeq names its product zinc finger protein 407-like. The transcript is spliced from 6 exons. The record is from RefSeq and is a predicted model, not a curated record. Gene Ontology annotation, molecular function: DNA-binding transcription factor activity, RNA polymerase II-specific; RNA polymerase II cis-regulatory region sequence-specific DNA binding. Gene Ontology annotation, biological process: regulation of transcription by RNA polymerase II. NCBI's taxonomy places the organism in Eukaryota, Metazoa, Chordata, Mammalia, Carnivora, Felidae. The coding region runs from base 44 to 1975 and encodes 643 amino acids. Gene Ontology annotation, cellular component: nucleus.